AGGGUAUUCGAACAUCGCGACGAGUCUCUUGAGGAAGAUAUGGUGUUGGUUACAGGAAUCUCUAAGCUUCAGUAGAGCCAUACCAGUCAGCAUGAAGGUCGUACGGGAGCCUCUUCCGAUCGGCUAUUACUACUUUUUCUGGCUCUUUGAGCCGAUAGUGAUCUCCCUGGGCGGUGCUUAUCACGCCUUCAUCAACACCGCCGAUUAUGCUUUCGAUCUUGUGCCGUCAGGAGUGGAGCCUGUCACCGAGAGACUUGGUCACACUCUAAGAGGGAAGACAAUCAUCCAUACUUUUGGAGUGUCGUGCCUUUGGUUCGGGUUACUGCCAUUGACGCUAUGGCCAUUGAUCAAGAAUAAGCUAGCACAUAUGCCAGAGGUGCAAGAAAGCUUUGCAUUCGCAAUUGAAGCCUCACAGUUUGUAGUCGAUAUUGCCUUACUAUACGUCAGCACUGCCCAUCUUCCUCAGGAUGUCCUUCUCGACCCAAGCCGAUGGACCAAGCUGAACGCCGGUAAUAUUAUCAUUGUCUCCAGUCUGUUGGUGGUCAGAGCUGCAUGGUUGUUGGGGAUAGGAAGGCGCGUUCUCCCCCAGAUCCCCGCAGAUAGGGCAGGCAACAAGCACAUCAGGAGACUACGCGACCCGCGUUAAACGCCGCUUAUGACGUUUUGACCGAUGGUGCCGAAGUCUCAAAUGGGCGCUCAUGAGCCGCAUGCAUAUUUGUGUUCUACUCG
Molecule: messenger RNA, 729 nt
Organism: Kockovaella imperatae
Lineage: Eukaryota; Fungi; Basidiomycota; Tremellomycetes; Tremellales; Cuniculitremaceae
Exons: 6
Coding region: 92-646 (184 amino acids)
Source: RefSeq, a predicted model, not a curated record